UGCCAAACCAUUUUAGACUUUCAGGACGUUCGCAUUGAUUGUUGGUUCUGUCCGCCUGCUUUCAGCCUCUCUGAUCCCGUUCGUCCGUUCUUCUCCCCAUCCUCCCCCCUUUACUCUUCUUUUGCUCUCUUUCUUGCUCGCUACUGCUGCUACUUCGCAACAACUUCCUCUCCCGCCCCCCCUCGGUCGUCGAUCCAACCAACACAUCUCGUCACCGAUCGCUCCGCCAGUCGCCGCCGGUCUCGUCAGACCUCGCCAAGACCAAAGCGAACCUCAUCCUACUUCUUCUACUACUACUACUACUACUCCUCCCCCGCCUCCGCCUCCCGCUGCGAGCAGCCCCAUCAGCACCCCGGUCAUGUGCGCCCGUCCGUCCUCGCCAUGUUGAACAACCAGCUACAGGGACGCCUCGGGCGCCGCUACAUUGCUCUCAUCGUCUUCGCCGUCCUCGCGCUCCUGCUGUGGCGGAGCUUCGGCGGCGGCGGCUUCGGUUCCCGGACGACGGGCUCCAGGACCGUGGGCAGCGUGCGCCUCGUGCCCAGCAGCUACGACUGGAGCAAGGCCCAACAGUUCCACCCCGCCGCCGACAUCAAGCCCCUGCCCGCCGGGUCGACCUCACGGCUACCCAAGGUGCAGGCCCGGCCUUCGGCGGAGCGCCAAAAUGACAUCGCCAAGUCUAGGAAGGACGCGGUCCGCAGGGCCUUCGUCAAGAGCUGGGAGGCGUACAAGACGCAUGCCUGGACAAAGGACGAGCUGAUGCCCCUGUCGGGCAAGGGCAAGCAGACCUUCUCCGGCUGGUCGGCCCAACUCGUCGACGCCCUCGACUCGCUCUGGAUCAUGGGCCUCAAGGACGACUUCGCCCUCGCCGUCAAGGAGGUCGCCGUUAUCGAUUGGGCAAAGGUCAAUGAUGGCAGGACGAUCAAUUUAUUCGAAGUCACCAUCCGCUACCUCGGCGGGCUGCUCGCCGCCUACGACCUCUCGCGCGAGCCCGUCCUGCUCGCCAAGGCCGUCGAGCUCGGCGACGCCCUGUACGCUGGCUUCGAUACCCCCAACCGGCUCCCCUCACACUGGCUCGACUACAACAAGGCAAAGGCAGGGGAGCAGACGGCCGACCUGAGCAUGUCGGGUGCCGCAGGCGGCUCCUUGUCCCUCGAAUUUACCCGCUUGAGCCAGAUCACGGGCGACGCCAAGUACUACGACGCCACGGAGCGCAUCAAGCAUUUCUUCUACCGCUUCCAGAACGCGACCAAGAUCCCGGGUCUGUGGCCCAUGAUGCUCAACUACCGCGACGAGACCAUGGACGGCGAGAUCUUCACCCUCGGUGCCGGCGCCGACUCGCUUUACGAGUACCUGCCAAAGAUGCACGCCCUGCUCGGCGGUCGCGAUCCCGAGUAUGAGCAGAUGACGGCCAAGGCCCUCGACGCCGCGCGGGACACGCUCCUCUUCAGGCCCAUGACGCCCAAGGACGACAACAUUCUCAUGGCGGGCAACGUGGACUGGGACGACGGCAACAAGACGCUCACGCCCGAGAUGCAGCACCUAACGUGCUUCGUCGGCGGCACCUACGGGCUGGCGGGCCAGCUCUUGGGCCGCAAGGAGUACGUGGACCUGGCGUCACGCCUCGCGGCCGGCUGCGUUUGGGCGUACGACUCGUUCGCGACCAACAUCAUGCCCGAGAUUAGCGAGCUCGUCGCGUGCCCGUCACUCGACGGGCCGUGCCCGUACUCGGAGGCGGCGUUCCCCACGACGAUGCGUGGGCGGCCCAGCGGCGUCGAUCUGCCGGCCGGGUUCACGCGCGUGCGCGACCCGCGCUACCUGCUACGGCCCGAGGCCAUCGAGAGCGUCUUCUACAUGUGGCGCAUCACGGGCGACCAGGUAUGGCGCGAUGCGGCGUGGAGGAUGUGGCAGGGCAUUGUACGGGAGACGGAGACGGAGCUGGCCUUUGCGUCGAUUGAGGACGUCAAGGUGCACUCGAGCGAGAAGUCUGAUUCCAUGGAGACGUUCUGGCUCUCCGAGACGACAAAGUAUUUCUACCUCAUCUUCGACGACGAGGCCACCAUCAACCUAGACGAAUGGGUUCUCAACACGGAGGCGCAUCCGUUGCGUAGACCAGCGCAGAAAUAGACUGCGUCAAUUGGCAUUAGGAAAAGGCUGGGGGGCAUAUAGGGGGUGAAAGCUUGUACAUGGAUGGCAGUGGGCUGCACAAUCCCACACAUGCGCACACAAAUCGCAUAUUUGACAAGUCAUCGUCGCGGUAGCCUGCAUGGCUGUAUAGAGGCGGGA
Molecule: messenger RNA, 2283 nt
Organism: Purpureocillium takamizusanense
Lineage: Eukaryota; Fungi; Ascomycota; Sordariomycetes; Hypocreales; Ophiocordycipitaceae
Product: Mannosyl-oligosaccharide 1,2-alpha-mannosidase
Exons: 2
Coding region: 382-2124 (580 amino acids)
Biological process (GO): carbohydrate metabolic process; N-glycan processing
Cellular component (GO): endoplasmic reticulum; Golgi membrane
Molecular function (GO): calcium ion binding; mannosyl-oligosaccharide 1,2-alpha-mannosidase activity
Source: RefSeq, a predicted model, not a curated record